AGGUAGGUGAAAGAAAUUGGACACAUUGUUUCUUUUGUUGGAAUUUUUUCUACUUUCAAUGAAAGCAAGUGUCAAAGUGUUGGAAUGUUAUUCUGUUAAAAGUAAUAACCAUUGAGCAUGUGUCAAGUGUUUUGAUUCUUUGGGCUUGAUAAUAUUUUUCAACUAUAAACUCCGUUUCAAUAGGAGAACAGAGCGAGUCUCUCUCUUUCUUCUCUCUCAAAUAUUUUUCAGAGAGAGACUAUUAUCUUUGAUCCCGUUAACAUGGCUUCUCCGUUGCCAUGUUCUUGCCGUCGACAUGGCUUUCCCGUUGCCAUGUUCUUGCCGUCUACAUGGCUUUUCCGUUGCUGUGUACUUGCCGUCGACAUGGCUUUCCCGUUGCCGUGUUCUUGCCGUCGACAUGGCUUUCCGUUGCCGUGUUCUUUUGCCGUCACCUUUGUUAGGUGUUGUUUGUUUGCUUUCAAUAAAGGGGAUUUGUCUUUCGUCUCUGUUUCUUACAGAGUUUCGAGAUGACACACCUCUCUUCUAUGUUCAUACAAGUUUUUUAUGUUCGUUAGAUUUGAAGCGAAGCUUUACCAUCUUAUGAUAAAUCAGAUCAAUUUAGAACCAUUGGAUCUACGGUUGAUUUGUUUAUACAUAUAGCAUAUGUUGGUGGCUUUUCUCCGGAUCGUUUUGUUGGGUAUACGGUUUACAAAAAUUUCAGGGAUAAUUUGCGAAGAAAGUUGAAGAAAAGAAGAAUUUUCCUUCGCGAUUUUAAGAUGCCUUUCAGCCGUGAUUACAAUUGUUUGGAGUUUCGAUUCGUCUUUGGUGAAAAUCAGAAGAAUCAAUGGUCGAAUUAUAGUUAUCGGCGACGAUUUUCUUCGCCGGAAUAGAAUCUCAGACGGCGGAGGUUGAUGUCGGAAAGCUUUUAGAAUUUUCAUCCAACACGUGUACGACUUGUUGACACGUUUAUUUGGUGAACGACCACUGAGAAACAUUUCUUCAUCUUUAAGCAAUAUAUCUGUAUGGGCCUUGUAGGGCUGUAAUCUGUUGUAGCCCAUUUGUUACGAAUAAAAUUUUAAUUAAGAGAAAAAAAAAAA
Messenger RNA from Arabidopsis lyrata subsp. lyrata, 1076 nucleotides. RefSeq lists its product as uncharacterized. NCBI's taxonomy places the organism in Eukaryota, Viridiplantae, Streptophyta, Magnoliopsida, Brassicales, Brassicaceae. The record is from RefSeq and is a predicted model, not a curated record.